Molecule: messenger RNA, 1245 nt
Organism: Penicillium waksmanii
Lineage: Eukaryota; Fungi; Ascomycota; Eurotiomycetes; Eurotiales; Aspergillaceae
Gene: trm10
Product: tRNA (guanine(9)-N(1))-methyltransferase
Exons: 1
Coding region: 1-1245 (414 amino acids)
Biological process (GO): tRNA N1-guanine methylation
Cellular component (GO): nucleus
Molecular function (GO): tRNA binding
Source: RefSeq, a predicted model, not a curated record
AUGUCCGACGACGAACGGCCACGGAAAUUAGCCAAGAUCGGCAAUACAGACGAGUCCACAGAGCAACAACUCGGUCCUGCCAUGACCGGCGCAGUCCCCGCCAACAAUGAGUCGGAGAAAAUGGAUGCGCACACCACCAACGAAUCUACCCUCGCAAGCUCGGAACUCCCCGGAGAUGCUGUGAAUGAAACAACCGAGACAGCUUCAGCAGAAGGAGCCGAGGAAAACGCACCAAAAAUGUCAAAAAAUCAACUUAAGAAGCUCCGCCGCCAAGCAAAGUGGGAGGAAGAACGCGAUAUUCGCAAAGCGAAGCGCAAGGAUCUCGCACAAAAGAAGAAAGAGCGGCGGUACGAGGAGAUAAAGGAGGCCCGGGCAAAUGGUGGCUCAGAGGCUGUAUUAGCUCUCAAGAAACAGUGGGAGGGAACGAAAGCCAAGUUUAUACGGUCGAAGCUUCUGCCCUUUACAAUUGUCGUCGACUGCGGUUAUGACGAACUGAUGAAUCCCAAGGAGCGCAUCUCCUUGUCAUCGCAAUUGACCCGCAUAUACUCUGAUAAUAGCCGCUCACCCUGGCGCGGAAACCUGAUCUUCUCAACCUUUGACAAGCUACUCAAAGAACGCUUCGACACUACACUAUCCAGCUACAAGCUUUGGAAGGGUAUACAAUUCAUACCCGAGGAUUUCGUGCAAGCCGCAGACAUCGCCAAGGGACAUAUGGCAUCCCCGCGCGGUGGCAGGCUUGUCGGGCCUUUUGACAAAUAUCCAGACGCGAAAUCAGAAGACGGAGAGGUCAUCUAUCUCAGCAGUGAUAGCGAGAACACUCUUACGGAAUUGAAGCCAUAUUGUACAUAUAUUAUUGGUGGACUGGUGGAUAAGAAUCGGUACAAAGCAGUCUGCUACAAGAAUGCCGUGGAAAAGGGUAUCAAGACCGCCAAGCUGCCCAUCUCGGAAUACAUCAAAAUGACAGACCGCUCGGUGCUCACCACAAACCAUGUGGUGGACAUAAUGUUGAAGUGGCUUGAAUUAGGUGACUGGGGCGAGGCAUUCAUGAAGGUUUUGCCCCCGCGAAAGGGCGGGAAACUGAAAGAGAAAGCUGGUAACCAAGACAAUAAAGAUGGGGAUGCCGAAGCAGACGGCAGUGCCGAGGAAGAAGUCGUGGAGGACGAACAAAAGGAUAUGGAUGUGACACUGAUGGAGCAGAUCAUGGCCGAUGUAGCUGGAGAGGGAGAAGACGAGCGCGAAUCAUGA